Molecule: messenger RNA, 951 nt
Organism: Amborella trichopoda
Lineage: Eukaryota; Viridiplantae; Streptophyta; Magnoliopsida; Amborellales; Amborellaceae
Gene: STN1
Product: Nucleic acid-binding, OB-fold-like protein
Molecular function (GO): nucleic acid binding
Source: RefSeq, a predicted model, not a curated record
UAAUUACUUAAAUGGACCCCAAAUUUUCAAAUUACUCUGUACCAAGAAGUAGCCAUUUAGCUCAAGAAAGGUGUUGUACAGUAUGCUCCCGGGGAAACAUGCUACAAGUAUUCGAGGGUUGAUCUGCAGAGGGAACGUGACUCUCUCUCUCUACAAACCUCGCCCAAUUAUCCAUGGAUCGUUACGUCCAUGUCAAACUCCUGAACUCUUUCAUCGUUUCUCUCUCUAAAACCCCCGACUACCGCUUUGCCCUGAGCAAUGGCAAACGCGUUUCACUCGUAGAAACCGUGGGCGUGGUGGUGGGUAGAGAGAGAAAGGACAAGUUCCUCCGCUUCCAUCUUGACGAUGGCAGCGCCCUGCUCCCCUGCAUUCUCUGGCUGAACCACCUGUAUCUCAGCCCUAGUCCAUCUCCACGUGAUGAGUUGCUUUUUACGAUGGCAGUCGAACAGGCGGAGGAGGUGGCUUUGGGGAAAUUGAUGACUGUUAGAGGGAGGAUCACUGAGUAUAGAGGGGUUAAGCAGAUCACUGUCUCCAAUUUGAGGGUCGAAGAGAACCCGAAUGCCGAGAUUCUUCACUGGUUGCAGUGCAUCAAGUUGGGGAAAGAAUCUUACAAUUUACGACCGCCACUCACUUCGAAUUCGUGAUUCUGAUGAACACGGGGCUUGAGGUUAAGUUUAGAGUUAAUGGUGACUAACCCAUUUUGUGAAUUAGGGUUUUUCGUUUCUUGUUUUGUUCUCUUCUAAGGAGAAAUUGGGUAUGAACUAAAAGCGUCGUUUUGAAUACAUGGAAUCCAUUUUCUGGUUUUGGGUUUUAUCUCUUCUCUCCAUAGAGAGAAGUUGGGUGUUGAUUGAACUAUGAACUUUUAUAUUUUGUGUACAUGCUGCACUUUUGAAUUAUUGGUUAUGAGGAGCCCUAUGUGAUUUGGGGUUUUCUCUCUUCUUUUUUUCGUUA